This is a messenger RNA of Pediculus humanus corporis (human body louse), 3558 nucleotides long. Its product is annotated as serine/threonine protein kinase, putative. Gene Ontology annotation, biological process: microtubule cytoskeleton organization; intracellular signal transduction; protein phosphorylation. The transcript has 10 exons. NCBI's taxonomy places the organism in Eukaryota, Metazoa, Arthropoda, Insecta, Psocodea, Pediculidae. The record is from RefSeq and is a predicted model, not a curated record. The coding region runs from base 1 to 3558 and encodes 1185 amino acids. Gene Ontology annotation, cellular component: cytoplasm. Gene Ontology annotation, molecular function: tau-protein kinase activity; ATP binding; protein serine/threonine kinase activity.
AUGGUGGUAGAUCGAUCAAAUGUCGAUCACAUUAUGCGUGGUCUUCAGAGUACGGAGGGUGUUAGGCUUCACAAUCAUAGGAAAAAAUUACGUCAAAGGUUUGACAUUAUAAAAAAAUUAGGACAAGGUACUUACGGUAAAGUUCAAUUGGGUAUUAAUAAAGAAACCGGUCAAGAAGUUGCCAUAAAAACAAUUAAAAAAUGUAAAAUCGAAACGGAUGCGGAUUUAGUUAGGAUAAGACGUGAAAUUCAAAUUAUGAGUUCCGUACGACACCCUAAUAUUAUUCACAUAUAUGAGGUAUUUGAAAAUCGUGAAAAAAUUGUUUUGGUCAUGGAAUAUGCGGCCGGUGGAGAAUUGUAUGAUUAUUUAAGCGAGCGUAAAGUUUUAGAAGAAACGGAAGCGAGAAGAAUUUUCAGACAAAUCAGUACUGCCAUAUACUAUUGUCACAAACAUAAAAUUUGCCAUAGAGAUUUAAAAUUGGAAAAUAUUUUAUUAGAUGAACAUGGCAGUGCCAAAAUUGCAGAUUUUGGUUUAUCAAACGUUUUUGAUGGCCAAAGACUUCUCAACACGUAUUGCGGGAGUCCUUUAUAUGCUUCUCCAGAAAUCGUCAAGGGAACUCCGUAUCACGGACCCGAAGUUGAUUGUUGGUCGCUCGGAGUUUUACUGUACACUCUAGUCUAUGGAGCAAUGCCUUUUGAUGGUUCUAAUUUUAAAAGGCUUGUAAAGCAAAUAUCUCAAGGGGAUUAUUUUGAACCAAAGAAAGCUUCUCCUGCCUCUUCUCUGAUUCGAGACAUGUUAACCGUCAAUUCUCCCGAUCGAGCCAACAUUGAACAGAUUUGUUCUCAUUGGUGGGUGAAUCAAGGGUUCAACGUCUCUUGUUUAGAUAUAGCCGAAGAUCUCGCUAAUCAGACUCCCGUGAGACUUGAUUUACUUUUAUCUCUGGCACCUCCACCGGAAAAUACCGAGAAAAUUGUGGUUACGGAUGACCAAAGAACCAUACCUCAAGAAGUCCCUCCUAGAUCAAUGUCAGUCGGAAGUUUUAUGGAUUUAGAUUCAAACGCCGAAGAAAGAGUAAAAAGUUUUGUUGCUCGCGAAGUGCCUUCAGAACAAACUUCAAACGAAAAAACGAUGAAAAGAAAACUUGAACCGGUUCCGAGUAAAUCAUUCAGCGGAGCAAGAAAAAAAGAACGAACGAAACCGGAAUCUGAUGAAGUUGAAAACGUUACAGCGGAGACUGAAAUAAGUGCCAAUAAAACCGAAAGCAAUAAUACAACAAUGGAUGUAGAUAGAGAAUCUAGUAAUAAAUUAGAAGCAUUUGAUUUACAAGAAGUUAGUGCCAAAGAGGAAGACAAAUCGAAAGAAAAGUUGAGUGAUAAUUCUGAAAAAAAAGUUAUAGAUGAAAAUAAAGUUGUAGAGUCUGAAGGUGAAAAACGUUCGCCGGAAGAAAUUUCUAAAGAAAAAACAACGAGGAAAAGUAUUAAAAUAGUUAAGAAAAAAAAAGUAGACAAAAAAGACUCAGAAACUGAUAAGAAAGAAAAUGAAGUGCUUGAUGCUAAAACGAAACCUGAUAAUCAAAAGACUGAAGUACAAAAAGAAGAAGAAGAAGAGGGUGAUAAAGCUAAAUUAGAAAAACAGGAAAAAACGGAAGAAAAAGUACCGGAGCAAAAAGAAGUUGACAAAAAAGAAAAUGCUCAAGAUGAAAAAGAAAAUGAAAAAGUCGAGGUUGAAAAGGAAAAAUCGGUGGAAAAAGAAAAGAAAGAAAAAACUCCUCAACCUGACGGAAGUGUGUCGAAACCGGUUGAAAGAAGAAAAUCGAAAAUAUUUGAAACGGCAGAAAAGUUUAUGUCGAAUGAUCAAAAAAGUUCCGUUCAAGAAAAGCCGAAAAAAGUAUAUAUUCCUGGAGUCAAAGUUAGCGACUUUGCCAAAGCCUUCGAAAGAAGAUCAUCUAUUCCGACGGCAUCUGUAAAAGCUUCACCAUCCAAAAAAGCAGUCGGCAAAGAUUCAAAAGAAUCAUCACCUGUAAAUAAAAAACCAGUUACUAAACCGAUGGAAAAGAAAAGUGAAUCUCCAGAAAGUAAAAAGCUUGAAAAUAAUUCUAGUCAGGUAGAUAAAACUCAAAAUAAGGUGGUAGAUAAGAAAAAAGAAGAAUCGCCGAAACCCGUUUCAAAAGCGAGCACUCCAGAAGAAAAGCACGAUAAAGAACAGCAACAACAACCGAUUCCGGCAAACGAUGAAAAAUUAAAAAAAUUACGGGAUUCUGCGAGAAAUGUCAUUACGAGUGCUAUAGCCGAAGAUGAAAGAAAGUCAAAUAACAAACAAAUAUUGAAACCUCCUGUGCCAAAAACUAAAACGGAAGACUUGGAUAAAAGGAAAAAUUUGACGCUUCAAAUCGGUAAAGAAACGGCGACGGUUGAAGUUCACACUCCGGAAAAUACAAAAUUUUUAUUCGAACCUGAUAAUUUUAACGAUGCUCAAAAUACCGACAAUAAAGAAAACGUUGAAAAGCCAAAGGAAAAGAAAACGGCCAAAUUGGAAAUCACAUUGAAAUCGAAUACGCUUCCCAGGAGAACUACGAAAGCGGAAGUACGUUUAUCUUCUCCUCAGGUAAAGAAAGAACCUAAUUUCAGAACGGAAGUCGAACACAGAGUCGGCGAUCCAUCUCACGUUUACUCGACUCAAAGAUCUGAAGUUGCUUUCCCUGUUAGUGCGGCCACAAAACCCGUGAGGGCCAUGUCGUUGGAACCGGAUUUUAGAACGAAGCAAAAACCGGUAAAAGAACCUACGAGAGAAAGAAUUAUUCCCAUUGAAUUCGAGGGAAGCGGCAAUAAAGAAGACGUUGAAGCGAGAGAUAGAGUCAAAGAAUUGGAAAAAUCUCGCGAAGGAAAAGUUAAACAUCCGUAUCAAAGAACUUGGUCUUUAAAAUCUAAUUUAUCUCGUCAAAGCACUCAAGAUUCUGACGUAGAAAGCACAGCAUCCGCACCACCAGGAGAGCCAAUUAAAAAAUCUCCGAGGGAAUUUAUUAUUCCCAUUGCUGUCGAAGGAGGGGGAUACGUUACGCCACGUGCAACGAGUUUAGAACCCUCCGAGAGCAUGUCGAAAAGAAAUAGACCUUUUUCGAGAAAGAUCAGUUUGUUCUCCGAAAACGGAUCCGAAGACGAGAGUCCAUUUUCAACCCUUCAAAGACACUCUUCGCGUGACAUGGACGAACCUUUUAGACUUCAUCGGCUACGUAGUUCUCGUCCUACGAAACAAUCAAUCGAAAGAGCCGAUAGCGGUUCGGGAUCGGAAGAAGAAGAUGAUGACGGUUUUGAAUUGUUGACAGCUGAAAACUUGUUUUCGACUCUUCUUUCGAGGGUUCGAAGCCUUACUCAAAGGCUUAACGUUGAGGAUGGAAUGCGGCCAGGUUUUCCUUCUUCAAGACUCUUGUCUAAUCAUUUCGGACCAUCCGAAAGAUUUUGGAAGGAGUUUAAACCGGGAUACGGAAAAUGGAUCGAAGAGCAGUUGGAGUCGUGGGAACAUAAGGAAUUCAGAUUCGAAUCGAUCACUUUCGAGAGGUGA